UCUGCUACCGAUGCUUUUGUCACUAUUACUAAACAGGAAGAAAUUGAGGAGCUACUUCAACUUCAUCGCAGUGAAAAACUUCGAGCAGAAAGCCUUCGCGCCGAGGAAAAAAAACGAUUUGAGAAUCUCUCCCGGCAGCAGCGCCUGGCCCGAACAAGAGAACAGGCACCUCGAGUUCAGGAACGCCUACCAGACACCAAUGGUGGCCCUGAAUUAUUAGAGCAAGGUUUAGCACAGGCCCUAGGUGAUCGAGUUUGGAUGGUCGUUUAG
Protopolystoma xenopodis is the source of this 270-nucleotide messenger RNA. NCBI's taxonomy places the organism in Eukaryota, Metazoa, Platyhelminthes, Monogenea, Polystomatidea, Polystomatidae. The record is from the annotation of a GenBank genome assembly.